Messenger RNA from Dunckerocampus dactyliophorus (ringed pipefish), 3641 nucleotides. It is a transcript of the gene tor4aa, whose product is annotated as torsin family 4, member Aa. The record is from RefSeq and is a predicted model, not a curated record. Gene Ontology annotation, cellular component: nuclear envelope; endoplasmic reticulum lumen. Bases 881 to 2236 code for a protein of 451 amino acids. NCBI's taxonomy places the organism in Eukaryota, Metazoa, Chordata, Actinopteri, Syngnathiformes, Syngnathidae. Gene Ontology annotation, molecular function: ATP binding; ATP hydrolysis activity. The transcript has 3 exons.
GUCUGGAACCAAUUAACUGAUAUAAAUGAGGGACGACUGCAAACAUGGAGAAUUUACAUCGUCUUCAUCCUUGACGUCCUCCGUGGUGAUUGAAGGGUUGAGUUCUGGUGCACAAAGCAGCUCCUGGGCUGCAUGAAACAAGACUCUAAGGACAGACCAGACCUUGUUUUGUAAACUUUGGAUGCUCAGAGGGUCCAAACAGGAAGUGGACUCUUCUCAAGGACCGUCACGUACCUCAUGGAAGAACUUGAAAGGAUGAUUUUCUUCAGUUCAUGAUGGGCACUUCUUCUCAUGCGUAAGCACCUGUUCAUUGUUUCCCAGUGACACCCAAAACAUUUACGGCAGGGGUGUCCAAUGUGCGGCACGGGGCCAUUUUUAGGAAACAACUCCUUUUUUUAUUGGCCCUCGGCACAUUUACAUCCAGUUUAGUUGAUCAACCACAGAUGACCAAAGUGCUGUACACAGCACCUGCACGGCAGCUAGAUAUAAUGCAAUUCACUCAUUGCCAAUGGAGUGUUAAUGAGAUGUGUUAUUAGAUAUUACACUGAUUAGAACUCAAAGCUAAGAUGAUAGCUUAGCAUUUUUUGUACACAGCCCUCACCGGAAAAAGUUUGGACACCCCUGCUGUUAAGUCUGAAAGUACUCCCACGGCACACAUGAUGUACUUUUUACCGCGUGUGUUCCACUGUAGAGUACAUCUGAGCGUGUGAAUGCUUGGCAGUCGAACAUGCAAAUCAUCAUCUUCCUCCUAUUUCCAUGAAUGAGGGGCAGGAGUUCACCCAGUGGACGUGUGUCGGUCAAGCCCUGAUGAUCUUUUAGUGUGUGUGAAUGGUUUUUUUCCAGCAGAGAAGAAAAGGGAAGUGGAGCUGGCUGUGGUGUCAUGGAGGAGGAGGAGGAGCCUCAGAGAGAGCGAAGCCUUGCCGGAGGUGCGGCACACAAUGAGCACAACGCCGCGCACGCUACGACAGCAGAGAUGAGCGACCAGGACAGCAGCUCGUCAGCCUCCCACACAGAGGAGGAGGAGGAGGAAGAGGAGGAAAAAGACAUGAAGGGUCCGCCCCCCAGCAUGUCCAACUUGUCGACCACGCUGAGCACCGUCAUCCGCAUCAAGCAGAAGUACCAGGCCUUGAAGAAGCGGCGCCAGGAGAUGGCACUGGUGAUGGGGGGCUUGACGGGGGCCCCGGCCCGCGCCAGUCCCAAAAUCUUCACCUUUGACAUCACGACCUCCUCACUGGCGAUGUCUUCCGCCCCGUGUCAGCGCAAGAAGAAGAAGAGGAAGAGGAGGGUGUUGUUCCCCGACAGGAAGAGUCGGAGCCGAGUGCCCACACGGGAGCACAGUCCUGCCGAGUAUUGUCUCUGCCUGCUCAGCGUCAUCGUCUUCUUCCAGGUGUACAACGCCAUCGAGAACCUGGACGACCACGUGCUGCGAUAUGACCUGGAGGGUCUGGAGAAGACCUUGAGGAGGGAGGUGUUUGGCCAGCAAGGGGCGGUGGAGGAUCUGCUGUCCCAGCUCAAGGACUACCUGUCGACGUACGUGCACAACAAGCCUCUGGUUCUUUCAUUGCACGGGCCCAGCGGGGUGGGCAAGAGCCACCUGGGGCGUCUCCUGGCGGGACACUUCCGCUCGGUGGUGGGCGAGCCUCUGGUCCUGCAGUACUACGUGCUGCACCACUGCCCCCAGGAGGCCGACGCCCUGCAGUGCGCCCAAGACCUCCACGCCCUCAUCUCGGCCUUGGUAGAGCGAGCGGAGGAGGAGGAGAAGAUCCCUCUGUUGGUGUUUGACGAGGUGGAGCACAUGCAAGGGGACCUCCUGGAUGUUCUGCACGGCCUGGUGGCGUCCAAGCAGUCCAACCAGUUCCUCAACGCCGUCUACGUCUUCCUCAGCAACCUGGGCCAUCAGCACGUCACCAAGCAUGUGCUGCACAACGUCUCCACGGCCACCGCCACUUCCUGUUGUAACGAAAACCCGCUCAGAGACCUGACCCCCAUCUUGCGGAAGUCUCUGGAGGAGCUUCACGCUCUGUGGACGCAGGCGGACAUCUUGCCUCUGGGCCUCUUGGAGAAAAGUCACGUGAUGAAGUGCUUCCUGGAUGAGAUGACCCAGGAGGGCUUCUACCCCGACCGCACGCACGUGGAGAGGCUCGCCAGCGAGGUGGAGUACUACCCCACCGCGGGAGGGCGGGAAUAUUCCGUGACAGGCUGUAAGCAGGUGGUGGCCAAGGUCAACCUGCUGUGAAGGUCAACAAGAAACUUGAUGCUCACAAAAACAUGGAGACCAGGACACAUCUCAAUACCACAAAAACAUCUUUUGAGACUUCCUCCAGCAGCUUCGUUCCCUUCACAAACGGAGAUCUGAGCUCAGAGAACUGGACUAGAGAUCAUGGAGUCGUCAUGCUUCCACUCAGCACCACAUGUUCAGAUAAUGUUCAUUUCACUUCAUCAGGCUGCUCCACCUAAUCGUGACUUUAAGGCAAUCUGAAGAACACAACUUUUACAAGUUAGCAAAUUAGCUUGCAGCCUGGCUAACAAGCUAGCUCAGUGCAUGUAUAUGUUUUUAAAUCAUUUUGUAAUUACUCCACCUCUACAUGCAGGCUCUGUCCACACGGAAACUUUCCUGGGAGUUUGUUUUUUUUUUGGCCAGGUUGAAAAAAAUUGGCGUCCACACUGUGCCGGAUGAGUAAAUAGCCGCAUCCAGACGGGAACGGAUCACUGGGUGAAAAGCAUGGCACACCUACGCCUGCCGCUGUGAACAGACACGCCGACAGACCCAACGACACACCAAACUAUCGAAGAACAAAGAAUGAAUGCGCAUAAGUCCGUCGUCUUUCUCUUUCCGAGGCUCGUCGAAGGAUAAAAUGAACUUUGGCCAACAAAAUAUCAGAAGAAUUGUCGACUGGGGUGAGUCAUGCCAAUGGAAAUAUUCAGUUGUUAUGCUCACUUCACCGUUUUCAGAGAGAAGAGGGUUGCUUGUCGACACGGAAACAACAAGCCUGCAUUUUCAGAUUUUCCCCAGGCUGGAAGGUGUUUUAAAAUAAAUAAAUAAGUAAAAUACAGUUUCAGGUCACCCAGAAAGCCAUUUCUGUGUGGAUGACAGGCUAAAAUACUUUGCUAUUUUGACCUAACAAUGUUUCCGUGUGGAUAGCCCCUCAAGGAACACGAGACAGUGUUUCUCACAGGACUGCAAUCUAUUUGUGGCAGUGGUGGUGCGGGAGAAAGGCGUAAUGACGUAAUGGAAUUUGCAAAAUGACUAAAUCAGACAUGCAAUAUGUGCUUUCAUGUGAGAGUCGCCAAAAGUCUCUUUGCUAGAAUUGUCGUUGGGCGCUGUUAGAGAAUUGGGCCGCCACAAAUAAAUGAAUGUAUGGGAAACACUGCAAAUUUAAGGGACGUUUUUCUGUGGCAUUAAAGCAUUUGAAAGGAAUGAAUGAGCUUGUCUUGACUUCCUGUGCUGACAGUCAAGCAUUCACCAAAAGAACUCAUUUUAGGGAUGCACUGAUCCACAGCUCUGUUUGCUUUAACAUGCAAAAUGUAGUUAGAAGAGUAUCAGCGGACGGAGCCGUCUCCACAUAUGCACGCACACAAGCGCUGAGCUUCAACCUACAAAAAAAAAAAUCGGACAACACGGAACUUCUGUGUAGUGUUCA